CCCGAGAGGGCAGGCAGCCGGCCUGGGAAGCACUGGCGGUCCAGCUGCGUUCCAUCCCGGCCAUGGCAGCGGCGCCCCUGAAAGUGUGCAUCGUGGGCUCGGGAAACUGGGGUUCAGCUGUUGCAAAAAUAAUUGGUAAUAAUGUCAAGCAACUUAAGAAGUUUGCCUCCACAGUCAAGAUGUGGGUCUUUGAAGAAACAGUGAAUGGGAGAAAACUGACAGACAUCAUAAAUAAUGACCAUGAAAAUGUGAAAUACCUCCCAGGACACAAGCUGCCUGAAAAUGUGGUCGCCGUCCCAAACCUCAGUGAGGCUGUGCAGGAUGCAGACCUGCUGGUGUUUGUCAUCCCCCACCAGUUCAUUCACAGAAUCUGCGACGAGAUCACCGGCAGAGUGCCCAAGAAGGCGCUGGGGAUCACCCUCAUUAAGGGCAUAGACGAGGGCCCCGAGGGGCUGAAACUCAUUUCUGACAUCAUCCGGGAGAAGAUGGGCAUUGACAUCAGUGUGCUGAUGGGAGCCAACAUAGCCAGUGAGGUGGCUGCGGAAAAGUUCUGUGAGACCACCAUUGGCAGCAAAGUAAUGGAGAAUGGCCUUCUCUUCAAAGAACUUCUGCAGACUCCAAAUUUUCGAAUUACUGUGGUUGAUGAUGCAGACACUGUUGAACUUUGUGGUGCUCUUAAGAACAUCGUUGCCGUGGGAGCUGGGUUCAGCGACGGCCUUUGCUGUGGAGACAACACCAAGGCUGCCGUCAUCCGCCUGGGGCUCAUGGAAAUGAUCGCCUUUGCCAAGAUCUUCUGCAAGGGCCAGGUGUCCACAGCCACCUUCUUGGAGAGCUGCGGCGUCGCUGACCUGAUCACCACCUGCUACGGAGGCCGGAACCGCAGGGUGGCCGAGGCCUUUGCCAAAACUGGGAAGACCAUUGAAGAGCUGGAAAAGGAGAUGCUGAAUGGACAGAAGCUUCAAGGACCUCAGACCUCCGCUGAAGUGUACCGCAUCCUCAAACAGAAGGGGCUGGUUGACAAGUUUCCAUUAUUUACUGCAGUCUACCAGAUUUGCUAUGAAGGCAAACCUGUUCAAGAGAUGUUGUCUUGUCUCCAGAGCCACCCAGAGCAUAUAUAAAGUGAAUCGUGCAACAAGCCGGGGAAUGUUCUACCUUUCUGAUCAGUCUUUUGGGUUCAAAUGGAAACUGGACUUGACAACAAGAUUUGCUUGACUGUAAUCCCAGCAUGGAUAUAUAUGAAUUUUUACAGGUUUGUUUUUUAAUUUCAAGAAGCAGUUUAUUGACCAAGACAUAAUGGGUAACAGCUAGUUACACAUAUAUGAAAGUGUGAGUGUGUGUUCGUUUCUCAUUCUGUGGAUAUUUCUAUGAACCAAAAUUAAAAGUUCUUUUAAAAAAUUACCUUUGAAAUUUGCCCACAGUGGUAGUUUAUGAGAUUGGAACUAUCUUAGCCAAAUUUUCAAAAUCUAAUUUAUAUGUGUUUGAGUGUGAAAUUGUAUUUUUUCUUUCUUUUGAUGUUAAAGUUAAACCAGCAUAAAGAUGGUAGAGUGGAGGACUGAGUGUGUUCUAAGAUCAACAUACUGUAACUUCUAAACACUAUCUCUAAACCAGCAUAGCUAACUACUUGGAUUGUGGGCUGAUCAUUUUUUUUAAACAACUAGAUGUUUUUAAUUAGACAAUCCAUUUAUGCAUCUUCUUCUCACUGCAGUUUCUGCAUUUUAGCCUCCUUUCUCUUCAUUAACUGCCAGACUCUCCUGUCCUAAAGGCUCAGCAAUGGCCAAAGAUGGAAAACUCAUCUGGGAUUUUCCUGCUAGGACUGACAUUCUUCUAAUUACCACACUGGAUGCUUUUUGUUAGGUAGUACUUUUGUGCAAACAUUUCCUUUUAGCCUCACAGAUGCCCUGAGCGAAGGCUGCUAUUACUGCACAUUUAAGUUGCAGUCACUGUGUCUGGUCCACUGGCAAGUGGGGACAGAGCCAGAAGCCCAUCUAAGUGUUCCUGCUCCCCAUACAAGGUACCAGAGUGCCUAAGCUCUGGUUGUGACCAACGCCAUGUGCCAGGAGGGGCUGUUUGCAGCUGAGAUUUGUGUGGGUGGUUGUCUAGACGAAUGUCACUCUAAGUGUGAUCUUCAGUCCAGCAACAUCAACUUCAUCUGGAGUCUAUUAAAAUACAGGUUGCCAGGUGCCACCCCAUCUCUUUGAAGUGGAAUAAAGUACCUGUGUCUUCAGUUGCCUUCUGUGAUUUUCUGGCCCUCACUACAAUUUGAGAACCACUACUUUAGAAAUUUUGCUUUAGAAUAGCAUUUCUCAAACUGUGUUCCUUAGGAAAUCGAGGUUCUGAGUGUUCCCUGAGGGAAGUGAGUUUGGGAACAGCUGUGUCACACACCCAUCUUGACUGUAGAAUGUACAUUAGUGUGCCAGUGGAACCUGUUUUACCCAGAAAGUUCCAAACACAUUUGAUUAUAGUAACUUUUUUGGCAAGAAAACUUGCUAAAGUUUCCAGGGAACACUGUUCUAGGUAGCGGAGGCCUCAGGACAACUCCCUGCAAGACACUAGUGAGAAUAAACUACCUGUGGUGUUAGCUCUGAACGUUUACAGUUCUGGUCUGCCAUGAAUCUUUGAUGAAGCUUUAAGGUGACAUUAAGUACAAUCAAGUAGGUGUCAACCUUGCUGAAACGCACAUUAUGUCCAAUAAGUGCUUUUAAUUCUGGAAUUAGAAUGGAAAUUACUGUACCUUCCUUCUUAAAUGAGAUUGGCUUCAGGAUAGCUUUGCCAUUACCUUCCACAGCAUUUGAUAAGUGUUAGGGAAUGGAUGAGUAUCACUUAUAUAUUCAUGAAUUUUCAGUUACUUUGUGAAAUUUUGACCUUUCUACUUUCCAUAUUGGGGUGUUUUCCAUCUACACCUGAAGUAACUGUAGAACAGUUUUUUGUAGAAAUUAAAAAAAAAACACUAUCCAGAACAUUUCAGGGGCAUUUUAAAGCUCAUUACAUAGAAAGAGAUAAAAGCACAUAAAAUGCUACAAAUUUCAUUGAUUUUAGUACCACUGUUAAGUCAAUCGAUUUUUGCUUGUGUCAUGAUUCAUCUUUUUAAAAGUUUGUAUAUAGGUAACAAAGUGUUACUUUUUAAGAUAUUAAAGGGCUGUAAGCUAAUUGUGGUCUCCUAUUAAAUAGGCUACUGAGAUACGAACUAGGAGCUUGUGUCUCUGUAUUUUCAUCUGCAUUCUGCUUCAUACUCUGGGUUUUGUACUUGAGGGUUUUUGCCUUGGCAAAUACUCGCUUACCAUACUGAAGUCUGCUAUACCUCUUGAACCUACUUAUAAUUUUCUGCACAAUAUGGAAAAAGGCAAAUUUUAUAAGUUUGUGCUCUGCUGUAGAUGUUUAUUGCUGUAUGAGUUAACUGUUUUUAUAACCCAUCACUUGUUUUCAUUCAUGUGUCUUAACUAAUUAUGGGUACAGGAAGGGAGAAAGCUAGAAGAGAAGCUUAAUUUGUACUAGUUCAGUCAAUCUGUGAAUGUAAAACUACACUGUUGCCUUGCUAUAAUCCACCGUACUAUAAUAUGGAAUAAGUAUCAGGCUGAAAUCCAUCCUAGAAGUGGAGUUAAACUUAUAAACUCAUUCUGGUUUUUCAUUUCACUCUUAACAUGCCCCUGUGGCAUUGACCUACCAGUGGUGAGAUGCCCAUGUACAAAGGGAUCUUUAGUUUCCCCACUAAUUAUAAUCUAAGAGCCUUUUACUUACAUGUGUACUAUACUUGUUUAUAGACUUUAAAUGGAAAUAAUUUAAAAGCUUGAUUUAAUAAACAUUUAUUUCCCCCAACCUGUGCUACUGAUUCUUUUUCCCCCAUAAUCAGCUUAGUUAAUAGUUUUAUUUAUUUAUAUUAAAAAGGUCCACUCCCUUUUCCCCUGAAUCAUGUUGUAUUAAGAAUAAUAAAAAGUU
Molecule: messenger RNA, 3933 nt
Organism: Condylura cristata (star-nosed mole)
Lineage: Eukaryota; Metazoa; Chordata; Mammalia; Eulipotyphla; Talpidae
Gene: GPD1L
Product: glycerol-3-phosphate dehydrogenase 1-like
Exons: 8
Coding region: 63-1118 (351 amino acids)
Biological process (GO): glycerol-3-phosphate catabolic process; carbohydrate metabolic process
Cellular component (GO): glycerol-3-phosphate dehydrogenase (FAD) complex; cytosol
Molecular function (GO): NAD binding; glycerol-3-phosphate dehydrogenase [NAD(P)+] activity; protein homodimerization activity
Source: RefSeq, a predicted model, not a curated record